AUGGAUAACAUCAGACGGUUUAAUGACAUCAUAGUGAUAUAUUAUGAAGUACUAGACAGUGAGAUGAAAAUCCCUGAAGCUAAUAAAGCCACAUUUGAUAAGAAGAGAUAUGAGGAGGACUCCGAGUGGACACUCAUGGACCAUGAGGUAUAUGCUAUACCAAAAUCUGAGUAUCGUCCAAGAGUUAUUGUGAACGGAACAAGAACGUUCCAUUACUUCUCUUGCCGUCAUUGUAGCCGUACAGUUCAGCCCCGAAACUAUGAUCUGUAUGGCCCUUUAUGUUCUUUAUGUUCUAGAGAGAUCAAUCUACACGAUCAGCUUGACGUUAUGAGGCCUUAUUGGGAACUCGAUACCGAUACAGACACCGGCUGUCAACUGGUCAAUACCGAUGAACUUGUUGAUGUCAUGCCUAACAAACGGUUGGGUCAACCACCGGCCUCUUUACCCGCCAUCGAGGCUGUAAAGACGGUGACAAUCACAGAAGAAGAUUUGGCGAAAGUGAAGGUUUGUGCGAUAUGCAAGGAGGAGUUUGAAGUUGGGGAGGAAGGAAAAGAGUUGAAAUGUUUGCAUUUAUACCAUCCAAGCUGCAUUGAGUCUUGGUUGAAUAUUCAUAAUACUUGUCCUGUUUGUCGAUUUGUGGUUAACUUAGGUAUUUCCGAAAGUAACUUGAACGGAGGAGGGUCUGACCACGUCGAAAAUGAUCGAUCAAAUAGGCGUCGGAAUCGGGUUCGUUCUUUGUGGCCGCCUCUUCGAAUGAUGUUUGAUUGGAUACGUAAUAGGUAG
Messenger RNA from Brassica oleracea var. oleracea, 783 nucleotides. RefSeq names its product E3 ubiquitin-protein ligase RNF38-like. The transcript has 2 exons. Gene Ontology annotation, cellular component: cytoplasm. Gene Ontology annotation, biological process: protein ubiquitination. Gene Ontology annotation, molecular function: zinc ion binding; ubiquitin protein ligase activity. The record is from RefSeq and is a predicted model, not a curated record. NCBI's taxonomy places the organism in Eukaryota, Viridiplantae, Streptophyta, Magnoliopsida, Brassicales, Brassicaceae. The coding region runs from base 1 to 783 and encodes 260 amino acids.